CCUCAUCCUACAUGAACUCUAUAUUUUAAUUUUUGUAAAGGUCCGUGUUUGCUCUGCUCUUGUUUUGUAUUUUUCUUUUUGACUUUUCAUUUUGAAAACCGCUCGUUACCACCACAUUUUGUCAUUAUCUUUUGUUUAACAUGUAUUGGCCAAAAUUUUACUAAGAAAAUUUAAACUCUGUGAGUUUUCAAGUACACUAUUUCGAACAACAGUAAUUAGGUGAUACGGUUGAUGUAAUUCAUCAUAAUAAUCAUUUAAAUAUCUUGUAGAAUUAUCCUAUACAUUUUACGAAGCUACCGAUGUUUGACAAUAAUGUUCAUCUACAACAAUUAGCUUCAGUUAUCGAUUCUAUAAUUGAGUUCUAUGUAAUGCCAACUCAUCAAUAAAUGUAUGCAUUUGUCUAUUGUGAUGGUUUUAGUAUAGGGUGAUAAAUUCAAAGGAUCAAUUUAAAGAGUGUUGAUUGGUACUAAUGGAUGGAUGUUUUGUGCUGAUGGACUUUACUCAGACUGCUUAUGGAUGAUAAAAUAGUACGUGAUCGUCCGAGAAUAAAUAUCUUUUAUAAAUGUAACAAAAUAGACGGGAUUACCAAUAAUGCAACAUGAUUUCGGGGAAAUUCUCAAAGGUUGUUUUGUGUGUCGGAAUAUUUCUUUAUAGAAAAUCUUUGACUGAAGUGUCGAGCUACGAAAUAACCAGGGAAGUUUAUAUGGGACAGAUUUGGCAAAAUAAUUACAUAGUGCAUUCAGAACGAAAGUCUUGGUUAGAUGCCAGAAAUGUCUGUAAAACCAACGGAUUCGCCAUGCAAUUCAACAAGUGGAAGACUAUCAAUCAAUACAUUAUAAUUAAAGCAGAAAGGAAGGGUUGGAAUGCUUCUGAGGACGUUUGGUUAGGGCUCAUAAAGCAUCCAAACAGCAGUUUGUGGUAUGAAUGCAGAAAAAAUCAUUGUGAAGAAGCGAAUAUAGUUAUACCCGGACAACUUUUUUACGAGAGGCAAUGUGCAGUACUGAACAUGUCUUCUGCUACAAAGUCCAACAUACUCUAUGCGGAUAACUGUGAGGGAAAUGCUUUUGGAUUUGCUUGUCUUGGACAAUACGGAACGGUUCCAAAUGAUGUGGAGAUGUAUCCGAUGUCAGACCUUGUGGAAACAGGCACAUAUAGAGAAUCUUGGAACAACGUUAACAUCACAGAAUGUGCAAUUAAUUCGUUUUCAAAAUUUUUUUGUUUUGCCUCGAAAUACUACCCAGAAACAAGAAUAUGCAAUGCAGAAUGCACAAAUGUUCUGAACGUUCCAGAAAAUGUGACACUGAUUAAUUCUGUAAUAAAUUCCACAAUUCUUCUUCGUUCUUACAAUAGAGUAAUUAUCAACAACGAUGUGACCAAUUUGCCACCUAUAACAGAUCCAGAUCAGUUUCCUUGUGUAUACGAGACCUCAUCAAAGAUCGAAUCCACACCAUUGUCUAGCUCUAUGUCCACAUCAGUUUAUACCACAGGACCAGUAGUUUCACAUUGUCUUUGUAUUUGUACAACGGUUUCCAAUAUCACCAAAGAGGGUCUUCAACAGAAAAUAAGUCAGAUAAAAAAGAGUUUAACGGUCAACAAAACCUCUCUUUCAUCCUCACUGAGGAGAAAAACGUCUGCACCAGAUGAGCGACAAUCAUCUGCCGGAAUGGGAGUUGUGGGAAUGUUUAUCAUCAUAGGAACACUGUUUGCUUUGAUUGCAAGUGACUUGUUCUACGCUGGGUUCAUUAUCAUUAGAUAUAUUACAAACAAUUGUUUUAAAUGGCAAUAAAACCACAAUAUUAUUGUAAAAAAAAUCUCAUUAUUUUUUAUUAACGCAAUUGUUUUAUGUUAAAUGGAUGGUCUAGUCUCUUAUUAACAAAGAUAUGCAAACUUAAUGAUAAUGAACAAAAAAUCUAAAUUUGAAAAAAUGAAAACUUGUCUUGUUAUUCAAAUUGAAUAUAAUAUUUAAAAAGUUAAACGAGAAUAGUUUUCUUAUUGUUGUUGUUUCCUGGGCAUCACUUUAUUAAGUGAAGCCUAGGAAAAUAACUAUUAAUUUUGAAACGGACACCAUCUCUUCUCUUUGUCAUCUAUUUUGUUAUGACCAUCCAUAAGCUAUACUUUCCGAUUGUUGUGAAAAUACCUCAUGGCUUUAUUGAUGAAAUACGAAUAUUUUUAAACAAAAAUAAAAAUAUGAUUCCGCCAUUAAACAUUAAAACAUUUUGUAUUAACACAACAAUUAUGACCUUUCAAAAU
This is a messenger RNA of Magallana angulata, 2250 nucleotides long. RefSeq lists its product as uncharacterized. The transcript is spliced from 7 exons. The coding region runs from base 599 to 1786 and encodes 395 amino acids. The record is from RefSeq and is a predicted model, not a curated record. NCBI's taxonomy places the organism in Eukaryota, Metazoa, Mollusca, Bivalvia, Ostreida, Ostreidae.